Molecule: messenger RNA, 1438 nt
Organism: Xenia sp. Carnegie-2017
Lineage: Eukaryota; Metazoa; Cnidaria; Anthozoa; Malacalcyonacea; Xeniidae
Product: forkhead box C1-A-like
Exons: 1
Coding region: 90-1109 (339 amino acids)
Biological process (GO): anatomical structure morphogenesis; regulation of transcription by RNA polymerase II; cell differentiation
Molecular function (GO): DNA-binding transcription factor activity, RNA polymerase II-specific; RNA polymerase II cis-regulatory region sequence-specific DNA binding
Source: RefSeq, a predicted model, not a curated record
AAGUGCGCAUUAUUAGCACCAAAGCUUCAGUGACAAGUACAUUUGGAAGUCGUUCGUUGUGUUUGUUUUAUUAACAAAUUUGAAAUACAAUGUACAGUAACACAGGCCAGGCUUUGCCGUAUUGGGGCUAUUAUCCAUCACCAAAUGUCGAUUCAUGUCUCAGGAAUUCAAUGUACCACCAUCAUCCAUACUUGGGAGCUACGUUCAGUGGUACUUGUGGAAGCUUAUCCAGCGCUUUAUACUUUGGAGACGUUCAACCUUAUCCAAAACCUCCGUAUUCUUACAUAGCACUCAUUUCGAUGGCGAUAAAGCAAGCACCAGAUCAGAAAAUAACGCUAAAUGCCAUUUAUCAGUUUAUCAUGAAGAAUUUUCCUUACUAUCGCUACAACAAACGAGGAUGGCAGAACAGUAUUAGACACAAUUUGAGUUUGAACGAGUGUUUUGUAAAAGUUCAAAGGGACAAAGCUGAUCCGGGAAAAGGGUGUUAUUGGUCUUUGAAAUCUGAUUGCGAAAAUAUGUUUGAUAAUGGCAACUACCGACGUCGACGAAGGAGGCCAAACAAGAUUAACAAUUUCAUAGACAGGGAAGAGCGAAAUUUCGCAGAAGAUCAAGGUCUUGCUAAGGAAAAUUUGAGAGACGACGUUCAAGAUUACUUCGAAAAACGUGACACGACAGAAGAUAGGAGUAAGGCAACGGAAAAGUCUUUGACGAAGAGGCUUUCCACCACAAGCUUGCUUACACCGCCAAGUAGUCCAAAGAUAAAACAUCGCGAUGACGAAAAACAACAAGAAAAAGUUGAACAUUCCUUUAGUAUAAAAAAUUUACUAUCGACACAUAAUAUAGGCGAGUCAAGUGAGCGCUGCCAUGAGACAAAAUCUCAUGAUCAGUACAAGUCCACUCUUAACAAAACGAGUUCUCGUGAUGUAGUGUCCACUUUUCAAAGAUUUGACACGAGAAAUAUAACAGAAAGGGCCAGUUUAGCUCAUCCUAGAAGCAAUGUGUCAACUGCGCCUAACAUUGGACAAUUCUCGCCUUCAGACUUUAUGAAGAACCUUUAUAAUGGCGGACUAUAUGCCAGCUUAUAUUCUAGUAAUUGUAACAAGUAUUAGUGGAUAUGCCAAAAUAUACUUAUCUUCUUUUGUUUUUUCAAUAUUUUGUCUCGCUAAAAUACAACAAUUGAUGAAAUAGAUAUGACUUGGAUUUUGUCGUUUCACAAUUAUCUUUUGUACGCAUCAUGGAGUAGAAUUACUCUUGUGACAGAAGAAUUUUAUGAUCUGUUCGUUCAAGUCACUUGAGAUGUAUUGCAAUAUCGCGAGUGCGUUAAAUCGUUCACUGAAACAUUAAAAAUUGCAAAAUCUUCAUGGAGGCAGUUCAUCAAUCAUAAAUGUAGACAGGAUGAUUUGCAAAUAAAUACACACACCUGCGAAAGCGAUUAGUA